AUGUCAGCCCAAGAGCAGCAGACGGCACCCCCUCCCGGGGCCUACCCGCGGGAACAUGCGGCCGAGGACGUCGAGGACAUUGACAACCCAGGUCUCGAUUUACAGUCCUUGUCGCGUGCGGUCAAAGCAAGAAAGGCGGAUUAUACUCGCCGGCAAACCCUUCGAGUGAAGAUUGGUACGUGGAAUGUAGCCGCUAUCAACGGUACCGAGAAGGACAUUGGAAAGUGGUUCGUGCAGGGACAAGGUGUCUGCGAAGAGCUUUCGGGCUUGAAGGGCUCAGAUUUCCGCCGGAAUAUUACUACGGGUGGAACAUCUUCCCCGAGCGACGAGGAUGAUCAGAAGAAGGAUGGUAGCGCUGCAGCACCCUUCCAGUGCAGUCCGGAAGAAGUUGAUCUCUACGUUUUGGGUCUACAGGAGAUCGUCGAUGUUUCCUCUCCAGCCGAAGCUCUUCGACCCUACACGGACCCUGGACCGGCAAACAGAUGGAAAGAGGCCGUUCACCAAGCUCUUCCUCCUGGAUACCAACUCGUUUCUGAGGUCCAGCUUGUGGGCCUUUUCCUGACCAUCUAUGCAUCACCUGCAAUCCGCGAUAGCAUCUCUUCAAUUAGCAGCACAAGCGUGGGUACAGGGCUGAUGGGAUACAUGGGAAACAAGGGUGCCGUUGCGACUCGCAUAGUGAUAGGUGAGACCACACGCCUGGUCUUUGUGAAUUGCCACCUAGCAGCCGGAUCAGAUAAAGGGAGUUUGGAACGGCGUAACUGGGACGCAAGCCAAAUCACUCAGCGUGCCAAAUUCGAGCCAGUGGAUUCGGAAGACCGAUCUCCGGAAGACCAAGGGGACAGUAUUGGUGAUGAGGACUUUACUUUCUGGUUCGGCGACCUCAACUAUAGGCUCGAAGAUAUCCCGGGAGACGAUGUGCGACAAGUUCUUGCUCGGCACACGGCCAACUCGUACGAUGUUGCGUUGCAGGGGAAACAAGCCAAGCCUGGCAGCCGUCGAAACUCCAACGUCUCUGAUUCUUCAUCUGAAAAUCAACCGCCAUCGCCCUCGCGGCCCGAGGCAGAAGAAUCGCUAGAACAAGCACUGCCUUCCACAGAGGGUGGCGAGAAGGCCAAAUCUCCCUUUUUGCCGACGUAUAAAUACGAUGUCGGAAGCGUGGCGUUGUUUGAUACCAGCGAGAAACGCCGUGGUCCUAGCUGGUGCGAUCGAAUUCUUUAUCGCACGCGACGCGACAAGCUCAAGCAUGAACAAUUGGAUCGGGAGGCCGAGGAAGCCCGAAAACGAGACAAGGAGAUGCAGGCUCGUGGAUUGGACAAGGCAGUUGCUGAUGACAAUGUGCUAUUUGAUUACGACCCCGAAGUUGAUGGUCAAGAUGGUUCCGUGGAAGGGGAGGGAUACGACUCGGAUGCGGACGGAGAAGAUUACCCCCCGAUUGCAUCUGAAGAUGGACCGCCAGAGUCAGUCCAUCAGCAUCAUUAUUUAUCUCACCAGGGUAUUCUUUCCUCGGAUCAUAAGCCGCUGGACGCUAUCUUCACCCUGACCUUUGAUGCUGUCAACCCCAGCCUCAAAGCAAAGGUACAUCAAGAGGUAGUGCGUGAGUUGGACAAGGCCGAGAAUGAGGCCCGGCCUGGUCUCACGGUCGUUGUGGAUACCCAUGUCGAUGAAGAUCGGUCAGAGCGAGACCCCAAUACUAUCAACUUUGGGGAUGUCAGGUACGAUGUUCCGGUUCAUAGAAGUCUAACCGUUGCCAACACAAGCGGUGCCCCUGCGACCUUUUCGUUUCCUGAACGGUCUAGCCUGGGUGAUGAUACACCAAAUAUGCCCCCUUGGCUGGAUGUCCACGUUCAACACAUCUCCGACCAUGAGCCAGCUUCAGGAGAGUCAUCUAAAUCUGAAACCACUCAUACAUUGCAUCCAGGAGAAGUGGCCAAUAUCGACAUCUCGGCCCAUGUUCGCAGCAUUGAACAUGUCCGUCUGCUCAACUUGAAGAAAGCCAAGCUCGAGGAGAUUCUGGUCCUCCAUGUGGAUAGUGGCCGUGAUCAUUUCAUCUCUGCAUGUGGAAAGUGGCUGCCAACUUGCUUUGGGUGCAGCGUCGAUGAAUUGACUCGUGUGCCCGAGGAAGGCGCUCGCUAUCUCAAUGGCGAAGGUGUAUCAAAGCGGGAGAAGGAUGCCAAUGAAGUGCGACUGUCAGCUCCUCGCGAACUCUUCCGGCUGACCGAAUCUAUCUCCGAGCUGACGGAACGCGCCGUGGCGGAAUGGGGUAUGACGAAAGGUGAGUCUGAAAAGGAACAGGCGCCAUGGACGAAAGAGCCAAGUGGUGCUGCAUGGCCAUUCCAGCCGGAUACAUGGACUCUCACGGAUCGACAUGAGCGUGCAAACAUGUUGGCUUCUGUUCGAGAAUCUCUCGAUACCAACGGUUCUCUGUCGAGCAUCUUUGCACCAGAAACUCCUUCUCUACAUAGACUAGAGAUCCUGUCCGAAACCCUCCUUAGCUUCCUCAACUCGCUAAGCGAUGGAAUCGUCACGGCGACUAUCUGGCAGCAAAUGGAGCAACAUUUGAUCACCCGCGAGAAAUCAAAAGGCCCGCCUCUAUCAUGGGAAGAAACCCAAGCAUGGGUCCUCGAGAGUCUCGCCUAUUCGCCAGCACAUAGCGUCUCCUUCACCUUUGUCACUUUUAUGCUCGCCCGUAUCGCAAACGAGGUAGCCCCUGUCCCCUCCACCGCACAAUCGAUCUCUACUGCCUCAAACACCAAGAACCAAAACACCUCCUCCCAAAGCUCUACGGAGUCCACAAACAACCAAGACAAAAACCAACCUUCAGACUCUAUAUUCCCAACACCGCCCACCCCGGCCUCAGCCGCAGCGUUUGUCUCUGCAGGAAGCUUCCGCCGCAAGGCCCGUUCGUCAGAGUCUGAUGUCGCGUCGAGUAGUACGGCCAAUGCGGCCGCACGUCGACAGGCCGUCGAGGCGGCGUUGGCUAAUAUCUUCUCUCGCGUCUUGAUCUCAGCGGCUGUUCCUACCCCGGCGAAGGAUAAGGAGCGACGUGCAUCGGAUGAACGGAAGAAGAGUAUCAUUGAGCCGUUUUUGAAGAUGAUUGGUGUUGAUGAGCGGGGUCCUUCUGGGGGUCGUUGA
Penicillium subrubescens is the source of this 3132-nucleotide messenger RNA. Its product is annotated as phosphatase family protein. The transcript is spliced from 2 exons. The record is from RefSeq and is a predicted model, not a curated record. Gene Ontology annotation, biological process: phosphatidylinositol dephosphorylation. The coding region runs from base 1 to 3132 and encodes 1043 amino acids. Gene Ontology annotation, molecular function: phosphatidylinositol-4,5-bisphosphate 5-phosphatase activity. Lineage: Eukaryota; Fungi; Ascomycota; Eurotiomycetes; Eurotiales; Aspergillaceae.